GAUAGAUGGAGAAAAAUAGCGACAGGCCAAAAAUGAAGAGGAGGGCAGACGACCUGGUGGAAUUGAGGGAGACAACAAUUCUGGUUUAGAGGGACGCUGGGAUGGAGAGGAGAAUGGAGCGGAAUGUUUUUUUUCGGCAUCUCUUAACACCCUAAGGAGAGAGCCUCCUGUGCAGAGUGGAGAGGGGCAGGAAACAGGAGAUAACCACGCUCCACUUUGCUUCGGCCUCUGUGGCAGUCUGUGCUGUAAUGACUCAAUGACUCGGAUUGUAGCCCAAAUGUUUGUUUUCCAGGCUUUGCUGUAGAGAAAUUGCUGCAACUUUCUGCUCUUCUACAUUUUGUCUGAAUGUCGUACGAGUGCGGUUGGAUUUCAGCUUCAUGUCUGCCGGUGCAGGAGGGAUGUGCUCUGAUGGCUAAUUGAGCCGAGCUCGAUUGCUGCUUCGUAGGCCUGCGGGACUGUUGGAAAAGCCUAGCCCUCGCUUGUCUGGAGCGCCCGAGACGACGGGCCGCAGAGCGCCGAGGGUGGAGGAGGCACUGGACGACGAUGAGGAGGAGCACUGUUAGCCAGCUCGCCCAUGUAUAGCAACUGUCUUCAUCGCUCCCGCUCCACCACUGAGGCAUAGGUUUUUUCUCCAUCCCACAUGAUGCGUUUUAGGCCUUCCUGUCAUUCCUAACAGGAAAGUGGAUUUAAUAUUUUAAGGCAAGGAAGCCAGGGGCCCGUGCCUCGCUGCUACUUGUUCCGGACGAGGCCUCCUCCCCACUUGCUACUUCUGAGUUAACUUGGCCUUUGUAUUUCUUUUUCUUGACAUUCUAAGGAUUUGCCUAAACCUGUUUCAUGCAUGUCCACUGGAGGCAGGUUUGACUUUGAUGAUGGGGGGUCGUACUGUGGGGGGUGGGAGCAGGGAAAAGCCCACGGCAGAGGGGUCUGCACGGGGCCACAGGGUCAGGGCGAGUACGCUGGGGCAUGGAGUCACGGCUUUGAGGUCCUGGGUGUGUACACGUGGCCCAGUGGGAACAGCUAUCAGGGCACCUGGGCGCAAGGCAAGCGGCAUGGCAUUGGAGUGGAGAGCAAGGGCCGCUGGGAUUAUAGAGGGGAAUGGACGCAAGGGUUCAAAGGUCGCUACGGACAGCUGGAAAGCACAGCCAGUGGCGCUCGCUAUGAGGGAACGUGGAGCAACGGCCUCCAGGAUGGAUACGGAACUGAAACCUAUUCUGAUGGAGGAACCUACCAGGGCCAGUGGCUGGGUGGGAUGCGUCAUGGCUACGGCGUGCGGCAGAGCGUGCCAUACGGCAUGGCGGCCGUCAUCCUCUUCCCUCUGCGAACGUCCAUAAACUCCCUCCGUUCUGAGCACAGUCACGGCCCCCCGGCUGUGCUUGAGGACAGCGUGGCCAACACGCCCACGGACGGGGUGGUGGCUGGGCUGGCCGGCAGCCCCCUCGGCCGAGGAGGCUUUGCUCUCAUUGCUCCAAGUGAAGCCGAGCGCCAGAGAAAGAGGAAAGGUCGCUUCCGGCAGUCCAUCCUCAGCGGCCUGAAACUACGACGCUCGGAAUCUAAAAGCUCCCUUGCCAGUCAGCUGAGCAAACAAAGUUCUUUCUGCAGCGAGGCUGGCAUGAGUACGGUCAGCUCGGCUGCGUCCGACAUCCACUCCAAUGCGAGUGAAAAUGAACAGGGCGCUCCUGUGGAUGCAACUGUGACAGAAAUGUAUGCAGGUGAGUGGCAAAGCGACCACAGGGCUGGCUGGGGCGUGGGUCGACGCUCGGAUGGCCUUCACUACGCAGGUGAAUGGGCAGGGAACAAAAGACAUGGGUAUGGAUGCACCACCUUUCCUGAUGGCACCAAGGAAGAGGGAAAGUACAAGCAGAAUGUGUUGGUGAGCGGCAAGCGCAAGAACCUGAUUCCGCUGAGGGCCAGUAAAAUCAGGGAGAAGGUGGACCGAGCUGUUGAAGCUGCAGAAAAGGCUGCGGAAAUUGCCAAGCAGAAAGCUGAGAUUGCCAUGUCAAGAAUGAGCCACGCUCGUGGAAAGGCAGAGGCGGCGGAGGGAGUUGCACGGAAGGCCAUGGAAGAAUGUCGACUGUCACGGAUAGCUGCCAAAGAGCUCUCACCCUCCUUUCACAUCUACGGCAAUGGGCUCGAAUGUCAAAUGCCCCAGCACCAGAACGUCAAGGACAAAGACCAUGAGGUCAUCUCCACCGGAACAGACAGUCCAGAGCUGUGUACUCCGGACAUGACACCGCCUGUUAUAACGCCCGAUCUCAGCCCUGCGCUGAGUGUCCCCAUCUGUCCGGCCCGCAGCCCACCCAAUCAUGUACAUCGUUCCAGAAAUGCUUGCUUCAUGAGACAGAGCGCCGUGGAUGAUCAGGGUGGGUCAGAGAUCCAAGUUCUGGUGGAGUCACGGGCCACGGACAUGCUGAAGGGGGGUGCUAACAACUGGGCGGAUGACGUGUACCCAGAUCGAGGAUGUAGCAGCCGCUCAACGACGCCCUCUUUACUUGAGGAACAGGAGGGACAGGUUAAUGGCCACGAUCCAGUCCCUGUAACCAACCACAAGCUUCGUGAGAAAUCAAUCUCUAAUUUCAAAGUCCGGGAGCACACUUCUUCCCACAGAGCAUGGGAGCAUUCUGCGUCCAACCCAAAGUCCUCCAAGCUUGCCACCUCUUCUCACAAGUCAAGGGAGUACACGUCAUCCAAUCAUAAAACAUGGGAUCACUCGUCGACCAAUCACAAGGCUUAUGAGCAUGCCUCUUCCAACUAUAGGCAGGUACACAUUUUAUCCAAUCACAAGGCUUUGGAACAUAACGUGUCCAAUCACAAGACUUCUGAGCAUGCUUCCUCCAAUCACAACUCCCAAGAUUAUAUCUCCUCCAAUCACAACCCCAAAGACCACGUUGCCUCCAGUUACAACUUUCGAGAGCAUGUCUUCUCCAACCACCACCUGAAGCAGCACAAUCCCUCCAACCACAAACUUAAUGAGCAUGCUGUAAUUGACCAAAGGCAAGAUGGCCUCACCCAGGGUUGGACUGCAGAAAGCAGCCUUAGGUGGAGCCCCGCCCAUUCACGCCUCACAGAGCAGGAUGAGGAAAGGAUGAAUGACUACACAGUAGACAUGAGGCCGCAGAUACCUCGAGGCUUGGCUCAGGAAUCACCGGCCCCCAAAAACAACCGGCUGAGAUCCCGAGGCCUGAGACCGGUCAGAGAGGGAUCCGUGGACUCUGUCCAGAUGCUGGACAAUUUGAAUGCGGGGGCGGAGCUAGAGGACUGGCCGCUGCAUAGGGACCUCACCCUCUCCCCACCGCUUCAGUCUCAGCCCAUCACUCUGGAGCAGGAAGGAGAGAUUCUCACCCUCAAAUCAAACUCAGGCUCCAGCUCCAUUCUGGUGAUUAUGGUCAUCUUACUCAAUAUUGGAGUAGCCAUUCUUUUCAUUCAUUUCUUUAUUUAAGCUAAAACAGGUAUGAUCUACUAAGACUUAUUGAUUACUGCAGUAUAUUAUAUUAUUGAGAUGGACAUUGUGCUUAGUCCACUGUAGCCCACAGCCUGAAUGACGGUCACAGAGCCUCAGUUUCUGCAUGAACGCCAUUCCUUUUACUCUUAUUUUGAGCUUGCAACCAUUAAAAGAUGAUUGAAUAAGUUUCAUAAUCAAGUGAAGAUUGCAGCUUUACACAAUUGUGGCAUUUAUGGACACAUAUGCAUGGGUGUCCAUUGCAUACUUUUAAAUGGACUCUCACCGGCAGAUUAGGUCCAUUUUCCAUCCCUUGAGAAAAAAAAAGAAGAAACUGGUUAUCAUUUCGCAAACACAUGAAACUCAAACUACAUUUUGCACUGCACAUCAAAACAGACGUCGUCCUUCAACUUUUUGUGAUUCUCAGUCCCAUGUAUCAAUCUCAUUCCCCUCUUCGCACUAUGCGCAACAUACAGAACUAUGCUGCAAGAGUAGAUCCAUUUAAAGGGCUCAGCCAUUAUUUAUUUAUUUAUUUAUUUAUUUAUUUAUUUAUUUAUUUAUUUAUUUAUUUAUUUAUUUAUUUAUUUAUUUAUUUAUUUAUUUAUUUAUUUAUUUAUUUAUUUAUUCAAGUUGUUCCAAAUCCAAUUGAAACUUUUGCUUGAGGCUGUGUGGGGGUGUUAAAUGCAUUAUCAAUCCUUUUAACAUCACUAUUCUCUUUUCAUUUGUUUAAAUUCUAUCUUCACUACUUGUUGCAUUUGUUUGCGGUCGCCACACAACCAAAUCUUUGGAUCUGGGGAGGGAAAAUUAAGGCUCAUGUGUGAUUUGUGAACUUUUGUAUAUCACCAACACCAAAUUUAUACUCAAGGAACUUUGUUGGCAAAGAGAUCUUUUUUUUUUUUCUGUCAGCACUCCUUGCACAUCGACACACAUUCGCACGCGGCAACCCAACAUGUGACAUUUAACUGCUGACAAUACGAGAAUUCAGCCUUGUCCCUUUGUACAGCCUCCAGACUGUUAUGUUAGGACCGCUAAUUAUAUACUAUGGUAUGUGUAUGUGUCAUUAUUAUUCCUAUUUGACACAUUUUGAGAGCCAGCGAGAAUGUAGAGUGCCUCAUGUUAAUUCCGUUUCCGUCUCCAAUGAAUUUUAAUGUAAAUUGCGAUAAAAUCCACAAUGAUGCCAGGCUACGAGGAAACAAAUAACCUUCAACACAACUCACACACUCCCCACCUAACCAGGAAUGGCAUGCACUGUUUUGACUCCGUCUCUUAGUCACCCUUUGAACCACUCAAAAUGGGAAGGUGGGGUUUCUACGGUGUCAUUUGCUGACACUUUUUGGGCCGGAUGAGAUUUUUCCGCAUGUUUGUUCAGCCUGCUCAAUCUGGUGUCACUUUGUAAGCUCUCUCCUCCUCGUCUCUUUUAUUUAGUAACACAAGGCUACGUGAGACAUGGAGAGCAGUGUAAAAUAAACGCUAGCUUUUAACUCUCGAAAUGUCAUGAGUUUAUGAAUGAUAUAAAAACAAAUUCUCUACUAUUAUAUAUGUUUUAUACUUGGCACCCAGUGGCAUCAUCAUAUUGUGACAUCAUUGCAUGCCCGAGCAUGCUCUUUCUUACGCUUUGGUUUAUGAGAUUGUUAAUGUGGGAAAAAAUAAUAAAAUGUUUGAAAUAUGAAAUAGUGACUCGUGGUUAUUGAAUGCCAUCAUUGAGAUGGUUUCUACUUUGUCACAGG
This is a messenger RNA of Syngnathus typhle (broad-nosed pipefish), 5163 nucleotides long. RefSeq names its product junctophilin 3a (gene jph3a). Gene Ontology annotation, cellular component: endoplasmic reticulum membrane; plasma membrane; junctional membrane complex. The record is from RefSeq and is a predicted model, not a curated record. Gene Ontology annotation, biological process: regulation of synaptic plasticity. The transcript is spliced from 5 exons. Lineage: Eukaryota; Metazoa; Chordata; Actinopteri; Syngnathiformes; Syngnathidae. The coding region runs from base 839 to 3436 and encodes 865 amino acids.